Messenger RNA from Plasmodium malariae, 507 nucleotides. It is a transcript of the gene RPB4, whose product is annotated as DNA-directed RNA polymerase II subunit RPB4, putative. The record is from RefSeq and is a predicted model, not a curated record. The transcript has 2 exons. NCBI's taxonomy places the organism in Eukaryota, Apicomplexa, Aconoidasida, Haemosporida, Plasmodiidae. Gene Ontology annotation, biological process: DNA-templated transcription initiation. Gene Ontology annotation, molecular function: nucleotide binding. Gene Ontology annotation, cellular component: RNA polymerase complex. The coding region runs from base 1 to 507 and encodes 168 amino acids.
AUGAAAGUAUUAGGAAAAGGAGAACCUAUAACGAAAUUUGAAACGUUUGUAGUAAUAAAGAAGGAAUUAGAGAAUGCUAAAAAUAUAGAUAAACUUUUAUGUAAUAAAUUGACUGAAAGAGAUGAGGAAAUAUUUCAAGAUAUGUACGAAAAAAAUUUUAUCAAAUUAUUAUCUGAUAAAAUUCUAUAUAAUAGCGUCCAAAAAUAUAUUGUUGACACAAAUCCUCAUUUAAUUUCAAAGCAGUCACACAAUAAAGACUACAAUCAAUUAACCGAAAUGAUUGAAAACAUUUCUAAUAAUAUUGUUAAUUUUUUUAAACAAAUAGAUAUAUAUAAUUUUGAUAAAGAAGAAAAAAUUCAGAUGAUAGACAUUAACUGCAAGAACUUUGUUGACCUUUAUGUGAUCAUGAACUAUGGAGAUAAGAAGUGUGAUGAGAAUAACAUUGAACCUGUUUUAAGUUUAUUGAAAAGUGUUCAUAUUACAAAUUUAGUUCAAAAUGAACAAUAA